This is a messenger RNA of Sardina pilchardus (European sardine), 9818 nucleotides long. It is a transcript of the gene sipa1, whose product is annotated as signal-induced proliferation-associated 1. The transcript has 16 exons. Gene Ontology annotation, molecular function: GTPase activator activity; protein binding. Gene Ontology annotation, cellular component: cytoplasm. The record is from RefSeq and is a predicted model, not a curated record. NCBI's taxonomy places the organism in Eukaryota, Metazoa, Chordata, Actinopteri, Clupeiformes, Clupeidae. Gene Ontology annotation, biological process: regulation of small GTPase mediated signal transduction; activation of GTPase activity. Bases 967 to 4917 code for a protein of 1316 amino acids.
GUGUGGCAGAGGGAGAAACAGAGACAGACAGAGAGAGAGAGAGAGAGAGAGAGAGAAGGAAGGAGAGAACGAAUCAACCUGCCUCUUUUCACACAACAACGGGAUGGGGAGAGCCUGCUCCUAAGACCGGGUAACCACAGAGGAUUUUUUUUUUUAUUUCCGCGCGUUUUACUGCGGGGAAGGGAGCGAAGGAGAGAGACGGAGAAGGAAAGGGAGAGAGAGAGAGAAAGAGAGAGAGAGACGCUGCCGGCAGGAACCCGAAGUGUGGAGGGGAAACAAAAGCAGCCUCUGACCGUGGAGUGUGCGAGAGGGUGAGAGAGAGAGAGAGAGAGAGGGAGAGAGAGAGAAAGAAGGGGGGAGAUAGAUAAGCGGAGAAAUGCUGUCAAGGGGAGAAGGGGGGAGGGAGCGACCGAGAGGAACGGGAUGAAAGAAGGCUGGGUCGAGCUGGAGAUGAGAUGAGAUGUGGAGAUAAUCAGCGGCACCUGAAACCCCUAAGAACCCAUGGGGAAGCUGACACAGAGGGAUCCUCACCUCCCAGCACGCUGCAUCAACCUCUAGAACCGGUCACUUCUGCUUUUCCUCGGUUCCUCAUGUGUGGUUCCUCCAGGAACACCCCACAGUUACCUCCCCCACAGAGCAGAGCGGUUCUAUGCCCACGAUUGGAGACUGAGACUUCACAAUGAGCCGAGCUCUGAACCGAAAAACAGAAGACAGCAUUAUCUAAAGGUCACCUUGAGAGAGGGGACGGCUGUUGCUUCGAACAAUCUGAGGGUCUCAAAGGACGGACAGUCACACAGCCACCGCUACAUGGCACAUGAGCGACGUGUGUUUAUGCGCAGCAGUUAAUCGUCAGUGCGUCCAGUGCGAACUCACAGAGCAGAGAGCCCAAGGCGAGAUUUAUACUGUAGUGGCGACCACACAACGGUUCUAAAACUGAGGCCUUUCAAUAUCCUCGGACUGGCCGCCAUGCAGUCAGACGACCUCUUCAUCCGCAAGCUCCGCCGGCAGAGCCCGCGGCCGCCGCUGGCCACCGUCACCUUCGACCCGAAGCGCGACGGCAGCGGGAUCCGCACGCGGGUGGUGGCCGAGUGGCCUCCGCGGCGGGACGGCGAGGGCACGGAGGGCGACGGCGUGACGCCGAGCCGCGCGCUCAACCUGCACUCCACCUGCCGCAGCCACAUCAUGCAGCGCAGCAACAGCGACGUCACGCUGGGCGACGUGGACUCGGGCGGGAAGUCCGGCGGGAAAGCGGCGCGCGCGGCCGGCGGGGAGAAAACCGGCUCGGGCGCGUCGGGCGACUCGUCGGUGGUGCUCCACCGCGAGUACGGCAGCCUGUCGUCGCUGGAGAGGCAGAUGAGGGGACUCCACUCGCAGGGGCUCCACGGGGACGAGCACGGACCCCUAAGCCCGAGUGCCGAACGCUUCAAAGACCCGCUGCUGCUGCUGGGCUUGCAGCCCAUACCGACAGAAACCGACGGCCCCGGCUUGUCCACGGCAGCUUGCGGGGAGCCCCCCAAACCGGCCAAGCCCCCAAAACCGGACGGGCUGAAUAAGCGUCCCAAGCCCAGCCACGCGUCCCUCCUGCCCCCGCCCGGGGUGUGCGACAACAUGGCCGGUGGAACGUGGGUGCGGAACUUCGCCCACUACGACGUCCAGAGCAUCCUCUUCGACAUGUCCGAGGUGGCGUCCAACCGCGACAGCAUCGGCCGCAAGAAGAACAUCACCUCGGGCGCGUCGGCCGCGUCGCAGCUGCGGCCUCUCAGCCAGCCAGCCCCGGCGUCGCCAUCGCAGGGCGGCGGAACCGGAAACAGCGGGGGGUGCGGGACGAUGGGCAGCAACAGCAGCGACGACCCCGACCUGCUGGGCCUGCUGAUGGACGAGGGUGACGGCAACGACAACGAGCUGCUGCUCAGCUGCCCGCACUUCCGCAACGAGGUGGGCGGCGAGGAGCAGGUGGGGCUCGGCAGGACGAGGGGCCGCUGGGGUCCGUGGCGGAGCCUGCUGAGCCCCAACGACGCCGUGUCCGUGCUGGAGGAACCGCGCGAGAGCCACGUGCAACAGCAGGUCAAGAGUAACUACUUCAUCGAGCACGCGGAUCUGGGUGCACGCUACUACCACAAGUACUUCUACAUGAAAGAUCACCAGAACUUCUUUGGCGUGGAUGACCGGCUUGGCCCAGUGGCCAUCAGCUUCAGAAGGGAAGAGAAGGAGGGUUCCAGUGGAGCCCAGUAUAACUACAGGAUCAUCUUUCGCACCACUGAGCUGAAGACACUGCGCGGCUCAAUCCUCGAGGAGUCGGUUCCCUCAUCGGCACGGCACACGACUCCUCGCGGUCUUUCCCCCAAGAGACUGCUGGAGUUUAUUAUUCCCGAGCUCAACCUUCACUGCCUGAGGCUGGCCUCCACGUCGCCCAAAGUCCGAGACACGCUGCUGAAACUCGACGAGCAGGGCCUAAAUUUCCAGAGAAAGGUGGGGAUAAUGUAUUGCAAAGCAGGACAAAGCUCGGAGGAGGAUAUGUACAACAACGAAAGUGCAGGGCCGGCCUUCGAAGAGUUCCUGGACCUGCUGGGAGAACGAGUUCGGCUGAAGGGCUGGGAGAAAUAUCGGGCCCAACUGGACACGAAGACCGACUCCACAGGAACCCACUCGCUGUACACGCGCUACCAGGACUAUGAGAUCAUGUUCCACGUCUCCACCAUGCUUCCCUACACACCCAACAACACGCAGCAGUUGCUGAGGAAGAGGCAUAUUGGCAACGAUAUUGUGACCAUAGUCUUCCAGGAGCCUGGAGCCUUGCCUUUCACUCCCAAAGCCAUCCGCUCACACUUCCAGCACGUCUUCAUCAUCAUUCAGGUCCACGAGCCCUGCACAGAAAACACCUAUUACAGGGUCGCUGUGACGCGCUCCAAGGACAUCCCGCUGUUCGGUCCGCUGUUUCCCAAGGGUGCUCGCUUCCCGCGCUCGCCAGCCUUCCGCAACUUCCUGCUGGCCAAGGUGGUGAACGCGGAGAACGGCGCCGAGAAGUCGGAGAAGUUCCGCUCCAUGGCCACGCGCACGCGCCAGGAGUACCUGAAGGACCUGGCGGAGAACUACGUCACCACCACGCCCAUCGACUCCUCCACCAAGUUCCCGCUGCUGUCGCUGGGCAGCAAGCGCAAGGACAAGAGCAAGGGGGCGAAAGGGGCGGAGCUCCACAGCGCGGGGGCGCUGGUGUGGGCGGUGACGGCCGGGCAGGCCGGCGGGGUCAUCGGCGAGAUGGACCUCCCGCGGCUCCCGUGCCUGCUGGGCGUCUCGGCCGAGUCGGUGGUGCUGAUCGAGCGCUGCUCGCGCCGCGUGGUCUUCAACAGCUGCUGCCGCGACGUGAUUGGCUGGAAGGCGGUGACAGAGAGCGGGGCCAAGGGCGGGCCCUCGCUGGACAUCUUCUACGAGCGGGGCGAGUCGGUGUCGAUAAGCGUGCCAGAGAGCCAGGUGGAGGACAUCAAAGAGAUUGUGCAGCGACUUGAGCUGGUGACGCGGGGCUGCGAGGCGCGGGAGGUGAUCCCGCUGCGCGACGGCGUGGGCCAGCCAGGCUUCCUGAUGACGGAGGAGGGCUUCGUGACGGAGCUGCAGCCCUUCGGCUAUGCCGAGAGCGGCGGCCUGCAGCGGGGAGCGCGCGUGGUACGGCUGUGCGGACAGCCCCUCGUGCACCUGGACCCCGAUGAGCGCAGUCGACUCCUGCGCACCGCGCACAAGAUCCACAUCACCGUCAUCCCGCCAGACGAGAACGGCAAGCCGCGCAGGAGCUUCUCCGAGUUGUACCAGAAGGCGAUCCAGGACGCCGAGGCCAAGUCCGGUGAGGGCCAGUCAGGUGAGGCCUGGGUGCUGGACGAGCGAGAGGAGGACGAGGACGAGGAGGAGGAGGAGGAGGAAGAGGAGGAGGAAGAGAACAUGGAAGAGGAGGAGCGGACGGAGGGCGAGAGGGUGCAAGGAGAGGGCAAGGAGGCCGAGCCAGCGGAUCAAGUGGACGGGACGGACGGCAGCAGCGGCGGCGUUGCAGACCCACGGCCCGGCCCCACAGGCAUGGACCUGACCAGCGGUGAGGGAGGCCCCGGGGCCCUGCUCUCCCCACCCAGCCUCCCCCUCCUGAGGGCCACCUCCCUGCAGGACAACCCCCUACCCCCGGCCCCGGAGAUCACCCCCUCCGCUCUGACGCGCAGCUUCUCCCUGGAGAGACACCCACAGGGCCAGGACCUGCUUGACGGGCAUGUGUAUGAUAACGUAGCCGUGAAGGUGGACAGGCACAUCUACGAGAACCCUGGGGAGCUGAUGGAUGCCACGCCUGACCUCAUCCUGGCUGUCAAACCCAAGAUGACUCUGGAGGAGGAGGGACAGCAGAAACAGUUUGGCUUGGACGAGCUGAACGAGGAGAAGGCGUCGGCCAGCAAGCCCACCGCCCGCACCGAGUGCAUGGACCGAGCCGAGCGCAACUCCAGAGCCAUGAGCCUGCACAACUCCAUCACCAAGAUUCUUUCAGAGACAACAGAUUCUACAGAAGAGGAAUGGCAGUCCAUUUCUGACUUGGCCACAGCCUGUCGAAGCAUCCUGGAGGCCCUGUCAAGAGAAGACCGGAAUCCAGGAGAUGGAAGCCAGGCCUCUGCUGAUGCUCACGGUCUGACCGGGCAGUCCGAUGCCAAGCUGAGGGACGUCAAAGAUAGUGACUCUCCUGGCCACCUUGAGGAGAAGGUGUCCCAGCUGGAGGACAUGCUGAAACUGCUGCAGGAUGACCUCCAAAAGGAGAAGGAGGACAAGGCAGUGCUGCAGGCAGAGGUGCAGAGUCUCAGGCAGAACAACCAGCGGCUGCAGGAGGAGUCCCAGAGCACCGUGGCGCGCCUCAUCAAAGUCACCGAGCUCUUGUGCAAUGUCAACAAGCCCUGCUAGCCCCGCUAGCCUCGCUGCCGCUGUCGCCGCGGCAACCGCUGCCACAGGGACCCCUCCCUAUCCAGCAGCCUGCUUCCCAGGACCUACUUCCUUAGGCCCACACUGACACACACACACACACACACACACACACAGAGACACACACACAUACGAGUGCAGUCAGUGCACGCUAAACAAUACGAAACAAAACAAAAUCAAAAACUGCUAGACUUGCUAAGCCCAGCAAUUCACCAACCAACCAACCAGCCAAACUAGAAACUAAACAACCAAACUAUUCACAUAGCUCUUGCAGGCCCAGGGGGCGGGUGACUCUGGAACGAGUCCAGUCCUGACCCGCACCAGAUCUGGGCCAGGUUAGUGCCGGAAACCCUGAAACUGUCUGGGAUGCAUGGAGAUGCAGUGUGUGCAGCGUGCUGUCCUACUUUCAAGACGGCUCAGUAAAUGCCUGCCCAGAAGUGUCUCAUUCCCCCCUUUACCAGGCAGCCUCCAUCCUUUAUAUCUCUUCAAACCCAUGGACACAAAAAAACGCAUGUAUAUAUAUACUCACAGUCGUAGGGCAGUUUAUUAGUGCAGACCACAGGCUCGCAGUAGAUUAUCAGUCUCAAUUACCGUAUUUACAGAUGGGACCGCACAUAUUUAUUACACUUACAUCAAUUGACAGAUAAUAAAAAAUACAGUUGGGAACAAUGCAUUAGCAUUCUAAUACAUGCUAUAUCAGUACAUAGGCAAUAUAUCAUGUCCUGUUACACAGUGGAGGCCGUUUAUUCUAUUCCGUCCGCUCAGUCCAGUUCAUUUCAAGAACAUUUUACUACCUGUUGCUAAAUGUUUGAACAGGCAGGAACAGGAUGAGGGAGGUUGUUUUAUUUAAGAUGAGUCAUGUGUACAGGCGUUUACGUAUGGUUGCGUGUGUCCUGGGACCAUAGUAUUUAUCUGUCCACAUUACAGACCAGUGGGGCAGAAUAGCAUUUGUUCCUUGGGACACUGAGGGAAACACCUUGCCAGCAAAACCAAACAAAUAGGAAAAUCGGACCUGACAGCUGUUGCCGAACAGGUCUCUUGUACAGUAUUGGUGUGCCUGAUGGUUAUUGACUCAGUAGCGGAGCUGAAAACAAAACUAAUUUACAGUGGGCCCCCGGAGCCCUUGCAGACGCCUGGCUUUCCCUUUACCCGUCCAAUCACAACUAGGACUUGUCAUUACCCGUCCAAUCACAACUAGGACUUGUCAUUACCCGUCCAAUCACAACUAGGACUUGUCACUUCCUUCCUCCCUGCGCACGUCAGCCUAAAUAUGCAACGACUCGGCCUGAGGUCAGGAGCGUUCUGCCCUGACCGAAGGUGUACGAUGUCCUCUGCUCACAUUAAUACAUAAUUACACACACACACACACACACACACACACACACACAAAUACACACACACACACACACAGGAACACAGCCUAUGCUGAAGAGAAGAGACAACAGUGAGGUGUAGCUGGAUGGACAGUGGCUCUCCCGCUCUUGUGUGUGGACAUGGCGCUGUUCUGGACAGACCUGUUCACUCGCCCCCUGCUUUUUGUGGGAACUCUAGCAAUGGACUGACUCAACCAACUACCAAAUCCUCCCUCCUCUGGCCUCUGAUACAGACCACACCAUGAGUGUGUGUGUGUGUGACUGUGUAUGUAUGUGAGUGAGUGAGUGAGUGAGUGUGUGUUUUGGGGAGGGAGGGUGGGGGAUGCUACCCAUAUGGGUCAGGGGAAAAACAUUUCAAAAGGGAUCGUUUGACUCAUGGAGAGUACUGGCACUUUGGGGUUGGGAUGUGAAGGGGAACCCUGCCUGCGUCACUGGAGAUGGGAGUACGGAGACCUGCGUGUGGGGCCCAACGGGAACCCUCUUUGUGCAGCCCUUGUGCCUGCCAAUAUCGCCCCUGGUGGACACAAGGGGAAUCGCCAAACACAGCCAUUUUGCUGCAGGACCGCAACAAAAAAGAAAUGUACUGUAAAGGGAAAUGACUUGAAAUUGUGUGGUAUUUCUUCAAUUGAACAAUUUAACUGAGCCAUUUUUUAUUAUUAUGAGUGUCAUUAUGUUUGCGCUCCUCCUUAAAGGGACAUUUUAUCGUAAAAGGAACUCAGACCGUUAUUUUAUGCCUAAGAAGCACUGCGCUUGAAAAGAAGCUGAAGAAACUGGAAGGUUUUUUUUUCCCGUGGUGGUCUGCUGGUUGAUCUGCAUUUUUUUUUGCUCACACUGGCAUUGCCUUCAUUUGGUUAUAGGAACACAGUAUAUGUGUGGCUUUACCCAUUUUGCUUUUUGUCUUUUUGCUUUUGCCUUGUUGAAAAAUGAGUGGAUUCUCACCCCUUACCUCACCUUCAGGUUCAGUGCGAGGGGUGCGGGUGUUUGGGGGGAAAGUGUGUGUAUUGGGGAGAGGGGCUGGGGGUGCAUAGGUGUCAGAUGGUGGAGCCGAUGGCUUACCCGCCCCCCCCUGGUUCAUUUACCCUCAUUCCCAGACAUCCUGCCUGCAGAUGCCAGGGUAUUUCACCCCUACUCACACACAGGACUCAACCUGGCAGAGCCAGCACAUACAUGCAGAUACACACAAACACACACACACACACACACUCACAUUGGCACACACAUACAUGUAUAGACAUACACCAUCACAGCUACUCACAAUCUCUCUGAAAGGGAUUCCAAGCAAAUGCUGAGUAAUAAUGGAAUAUCAGUGUAUACUAUAUGUUGUAAAUAAGUCUUUUACUUCCUCUUGUAAUUUUUAAGUUUAUUUUUGAGUCACUGUGAUUAACCGGUACCAGCAGAAUAAGAUAAAAUAUUAAGAUUAAAUUAUAAAAAUCUAUAUCUUUAUCUCUAUGUGAAGACAUGUACAGCUGAAUGGCUCUGUGUGAUAAGUAGUGCACUCCAGUUGCAUACUGUACGCCCUCCAAAGCAAGGCAUUUGUGCAGAUAUGUGCUCAAACUAAUUUGAUUGAAAUUGUCGCAGAACGUGAUGCUUAGUUGGGUUUAAUUAGUGAAAUGGCAUUGUACAAGAUUUCUAUUAUGUUUGACUUUGUGCUGUAUAGUUACAUAGAUUGUAGGAGGUUGUUUUAAGCACGAGAAUGCACCAAGCAACUUCCGGGUUUUCCCUUCUGUAUGUGUGUAUGUAUGUAAAAAAAAAUGUAAUAACUUAUUAAUCUUGCAAAUGUGGAACUCCUUGUUAGAUGUCUUAGUGCUGAAGGGAAGGCUCAGCAAAUCAAUGUGCAACUGAACUGAAAGUUAUAGGAAGUUUUUGUUUGUGUUCCUCCUGGAGAUAUUAUUUUGCAAAAGUCACAUACUGUAAGUUAAAUAUGUCACCUGCAAAAGACAUAAGGAAACUGUUAAACUAUGUUUGAAUAUAGUACAUUAUUUUGCUUUAGUAGUGAUAAUAUAAAUGAUUAUAAACCUUUUGAGCUUUCCAUUCAAAGCUCAGAACCCAUGUUAUCACAAAGAUCUUGUAUGUCGUGAGGUAUGCCUUAAUGGAUAAACCUUGGAUUUUUCCCCAAAGAGGUUGGGGAAGAUUCAUCACCUAUGGGAAAAUGUGAAGGCUUAACUCUUAGAUUUUGUGCCUACUUUAUUAACAAUUUAUGGGGUUCAAUUCAUGCUUAGUUUUACGUUUUUAAAUCUCACGGCGUUUCAAAUUGUCUCCUGAUGUACAGAUACUCUUUCAUAAAAAUGAUGACACCAAGCGACUCAAUGAAGGAGUGUUCCAACGUUUUCUAGAGUCUUCCAUUCUGUGUCAUAACAAGAGUUGGCCUCUUCUGGGGACAGAGGGCCUGUCAAAUUGUUGCUUGGAUAUUUCAAGAUUGUAUUUAUCUCAUUGUUGAUAAUCAUUCAUUUCCUUUACAAAGUGUGGCCAAAGGUGUUUAAACCAGAGUCACAAACAUCCUGUUUAAGCUAUAUGUUUGACUUUUUGGAGCGUUUUAGACUUUUUGAUUCAGUGUUGUCAUGUUAUGUUAUUAUUACAGACGGUCAAUAUGAUUCAGUGUGAUCUUUGCAAAACAACAAACAUUCGCAUUUUGUGCACUUUAAAAGUCCAUCGGUGAGGAGAUGCCACUUAGUAGGGAUGAGUGAAUGCUGUAGACAGCAAACAGCAAGCAGAGGAAUCGAAACCCCAGACGAAUUUCUCAGUAAAUCUGUCCUACUCUCAGAGCGGGUUACAAAGUCUCAUCUCAGAUCCAGUUUUUAAGCCCCACGACCAACUGACCCCAAACUCCGCUCCUUAAAGUGUCUGGUUUUAAUGUUUUCCUUCUUCACACAUCAUGCGUCAGUUUGUGUUGGUUGUUUCUUUUUUCUUGUCAUUCUCCCUCUCCUUCAACUGCUCUCACCUCACAGUUUGUUACAGGAACCCCCUCAUACUCCUCAUUGAGUGUAGUACCUCAGCAUAAGACAGAGAAGCUUCUCAGUAGUCACACACAAAAGAUGAUGAUGAUGAUUAUGGGGGUGAUGUCGGUGGUCAUGACGAUACAUCCACUAGGCCUGUGCUAUCAUCACAUGGGCUGUUGUGACAUGCGCAGUUAUGCAGAUUUGCAUGGGGGGGCAGAGGCAUAGUUACAUACGCUUGGGGGCGGGGGGUUGUUAGACAAUGCUGAGGAUGCCUUGGUCACAUCGAGUGGCACCCAUACCACCCAAACACACACAGAACACUUAGAAACACAUACACACACACACACACACACACACACACAAAUGUACAGUCAUACUGUACACAGCACUGCACAUUACUCUGCCAUGUACCCACAGGCUGCUGUGUAGGCCUACUCACCAGGUUCACAGGCUGUGGAUCUGACAACAGUAUCAAACCUCUCCAGUUAGUCUUCUGUAUGUCAGCGCAGAUGAGGAAAAGUGUUGGAAGUGUUGUUCAUGUAUUUGACUGGAGGGCUCCUGGCAAUAAAAACAA